Molecule: messenger RNA, 1414 nt
Organism: Tripterygium wilfordii
Lineage: Eukaryota; Viridiplantae; Streptophyta; Magnoliopsida; Celastrales; Celastraceae
Product: NAC transcription factor 47-like
Exons: 3
Coding region: 36-1145 (369 amino acids)
Biological process (GO): regulation of DNA-templated transcription
Molecular function (GO): DNA binding
Source: RefSeq, a predicted model, not a curated record
UGAAUUGGGUUUGGUUAGAAAUAGUUGUAGACAACAUGAAGAAUCCUCAAUCAAACUUACCACCAGGAUUUAGGUUCCACCCAACUGACGAAGAACUCAUUCUUCAUUAUCUUAGGAAGAAGAUUGCAUCCACAACUUUCCCUGUUUCAAUCAUAGCUGAUGUCGAUAUCUACAAGUUUGAUCCUUGGGACUUACCAGCCAUGGCCGCCUUUGGUGAAAAGGAGUGGUACUUUUUCAGUCCAAGAGACCGGAAAUACCCAAAUGGUGCAAGGCCUAACAGGGCAGCUGCAUCCGGGUAUUGGAAGGCGACUGGCACAGACAAGAUUAUCAUGACAUCAACGAUGGUGGCGGGUGGCGGAGGAGUGCAAGAAAACAUUGGUGUAAAGAAAGCUCUUGUGUUCUACAAAGGAAGGCCUCCAAAGGGUGUCAAGACUAAUUGGAUUAUGCAUGAAUAUAAGCUUGCAGAUGCACCAAGCUAUAACAAACCAAUCAAGUCCGAAGAUUCUCCUAUGAGGUUGGACCAUCGGGUUCUCUGCAGAAUUUACAAGAAAUCCAAUGUUUCAACACCCUCAAUAGCAGCUGCAACAAGUAGUCAAGAACAAGAAGAAGAAGAAGAACCACAAUUUGUGCAAGAUUAUCCCCCUCUACCAGCCUUGAUAAGCCCUGUAACCCACAACAGGCUUAAUCCCCAGAAAUCUUGUUCAUUCUCCAACUUAUUGGAUGCCAUGGACUACUCAUACUUGAGUAACAUUCUUUCAGACAAUCAGGGGAACCAAACUGGGUUUGAGUUUUCAGCUGCAACAUUCAACAACACCACUGGAACACAAGAUCAGGCCUUCUUCAGUACCAGUGGAAACAUCGGUAGCAGCUGUAGCAGCAGCAGCAGUUACAUGAUUCAGAAGCUGCCUCCAUUGAACAAUUCAAGUACCCCAAACAUGGAGAACAAACUCAAGAGACAAAAUUCACUUGUUGAUGAGGAUAUACUGAACUUCCCAUCAAAGAAACUCAUCAACUCUUGCAGUUUCACCAACAACAACACCACAACCCAACCUGAUCAUAUGCCACAGGAGGUCAAUUUUCUAAACCAUUCAUUCUUGAUCAAUCAGCAGUUGCUUCUCAGUCCCCACCUUCAAUUCCAAGGAUAGAUAGACUGUUCCAAAGGGAACAAAGAGCACACAAAUUGAAAGAAAAAAAAGAAAAGAAGAGUUGUUAGAUAAGCCUUGAUUGUUCAAGAUGUGCAUAGAAGGGUUGUGUGUAUGUGUUGAUUUUUGUGUUGCGAAAGGACAAAGUUUGAAUAGGGACAUUCGGCUGCUUGUUUAUUAUGGUAUCAAAAAGCAGAUGCCGUUUGAAAGUCAAAAGAUGGUAUAAAACAAUGACAAACAAGCAUGGGGUUUCAUGUCAAAUGAUUAAAAUA